Molecule: messenger RNA, 4763 nt
Organism: Stylophora pistillata
Lineage: Eukaryota; Metazoa; Cnidaria; Anthozoa; Scleractinia; Pocilloporidae
Product: ubinuclein-1
Biological process (GO): chromatin organization
Cellular component (GO): nucleus
Source: RefSeq, a predicted model, not a curated record
GUUGUGCAAAGUGUUGAAUUUUGGAGCGAGAAGCGGGCAAGUUCAAGAUGGAUAAGGUUUGCCUCUAUGGGGUUUAACAAAGGGUGCAGAGAUGCGGACCGUGUUUUCGGCUCUCUCUUGAUGGAAUAUGGAAAAAGCUAACCCGUUUCCUUCGGAAAGAGUGGACGCACUCGGGAAAAAUUCAGAAAACAUCAAGACCUUACGCUUCGAGCUCUCCCUUACGGAAAGCGACGAGAAAAAGUGCCCGGAGUUUUCGUUUCUGGACCUCGUAAAGGCCGCUACGACCAAUGGUACUCCGGAUAAACCUCCGUGGGACGAUGAGGGAGACGACGACGAAAAACUAAAAGCUUUGGCCAAAAAGUUUGAAGAGAAAUAUGCCCCUAAACCGAAAAAGCGUAGGAAAGAUCGGAUGGAGGAUUUGAUUGAUGUCACUUAUGGUUAUGACGAGACAGACCCUUUUGUCGAUGAUAGUGAGGCUUAUGAUGAGCUGCUACCGGCUGACUGGACAACAGAGCAUGGUGGCUUCUAUAUUAAUCAGGGUACAUUGAACUUCAGACCUGCAUCCCCAGGAGGUGAUAGUGAUGAAGAAGACUUUAAGAAAGCAAAGAAGGUUAAGCUUAAAUCUCCUAAGAAAAUUCCCAAAGUGCCUAAAGUCAAGAAAGUGAAGGACCCUAGUGAAAAGAAAGAAAGGAAAAAAUCAGACAAGGAAAAGAAACCACGGAAGAGCUCAAGUGGUGAAAAGGACAAAGAGAAGAAAUCCAAAAAGAAGCACAAUAUUGGGAGUGCCAACAACUCAAACUUGUCAUCAUCUCCAACCACUGCAAAAGCUUCUGCAACUUCCACAGCUACUUCUUUAAAUUCUUCUUCAACUCCUACUCUGAAUUCACAAGGAGCAAAUGGUCCAAUAACAAACCAUUCAUCUCCAGCCAAAUUACCAAAUGCUCCACAGGUCACCAAUCUUGGAGCUCUUAAAACUGAACCAGGCACUUCCACUCUGGUGAAUGGUGACAGCAGUGUUGCAAUGACAGAAAAUGUAGGAAGUGCACCAACUGAUAAAGGUGCUAGUUCUUCACCUUCUUCUUCGUUGCAAAAUGGAAUCCAACCUGCAGAGGGCAACUCAGUAGAACCAAAUGCAGAACCAAGCACAGAACCAAAUCUUCCUCAGUGUUUGCCGGCAGAUGUAGAGAGUUGUAUAUUGAGACUAAAGCAGGCAGGAAGCGGAAGUAUGAAAGGGAAGUGCAAGUUUUUCAACACUGAUGUCAACCAUAUGUUACUUGAACUCGCAACCAAAUCAGUAACGCUUAGCAGCAAAGUUCGAACGGGCAUAUAUGAAUUUUUAGCUUUCUAUCUGCCAUGCACGAAGGAAACUUUGAUAAAGAGAGCAAAGAAACUUUUGUUGAAUGAUCUGGCCGGUAGACUGAGAGAGCCAAUGGCUAAACUCAAAGCAGCUGUAGAUCGUGUCAUACCAGAACAGAUUAAAAGAUUUGAAGAAGAAGUCAAAAAACAUGUGGAAGAGGAAAGCCAGAAACAAAGUAGUGCAAAACAAGAUGGAGAAAAUUCAGAAGAUCAUAAGAAGGAACUUUUUAAAUCUGCAAUGGAGCUGGAUGAAGAUACAGAGAAAAGUGAUGAAAUUACCACUCCCACAGAUCCUAAUGCACCUGCUCAGCCAGAAGACAAAGCAAAGAAAAAUGUUCCAAAGCGAAAGUUUGUUUGGACAGAAGAAUUGAGGAAUCUAUUAUGUGAUGUUGUUCAAAUGAAAAUCAAAAUCUUUGAAAUGUCAAAGACUAGAGCACAAUCUUCUGAGGACCAGUUGAAGCUGUUCUUUGAAAAUGAUGUACGGCCACUUUGGCCAAAGGGCUGGAUGACAAGCAGAAUACUCUUCAAAGAAAGCAAGCAGGCACACUUAAAGUACACCCUUGUUUCAGCUAAAGUCCCUAAGAAAGCUCCUGGCCCUAAGAAACAAGGGGAAUCUCCAGAGGCUCACCAGAGUAUCAGUCUCCCCAAUCAAACUAGUCAGAAUUCUGGCAGCACUGAUAUUAAGGACAUACCAAGUGCCACUUCCUCAGUGGUAGGCAUUGGAAGUCCUUCUGCAGUCACAUCACCAGCGCGUGCACCAUCAUUGACCACAACAAAAGCAGUGAUAACUAUGUCAGCUUUGAAGAAUCUUGCUCAGUCAGACCAGUUAAUCCCCAAUGUGGUAGCCCCUACUUCUGCGAUAACUGUGCAAAAACCUAUUGUUACCACUGCUAGUGUAACAAAAAUGGAAAGCACCGCUGUGAGCAGGGCAGGACCUGAACAGAAAACCCAAUCUGCUCCAACAAUGGCAGGAUUAAAUCUUCCAAAGAAGGAGCCAGCCAUGAAGUCACCAUCAUUGUCAUCAGACAACCUUCAGUCAAAGCCUGCUCUCACUAUAUUAGACUUUGCAGAUAUGAUUCUUCCAGGGGGACAAGCAGUCGCAACAAAAUCUCUUCAACUUCCACAGACAGUACCUCCAAAGCAACAGUUAGGUUCAUUUCUUAACAAGACACCCGCAUCACCUAAGGAGAAGCCACGAGACCAACCCUUAAGUCAUAUGCCUAGUUCUGUAGUCACAUCAACAAUAUCAGUCCCAGUUCAGUCAUCCACAAUUUCACCUGCACGCACUCAAAUCACAAUGUCGUCCCCCCCAAAGAUCAUUCGCUCCUCCCCUGCCAUUGUUCAGAGUUCCAGUACAAGUCAGCAAGGAUUAAUGGCAGCAACUGUUGGUGGCCUUGCUGCUCAAGGUUUGCAAAACAGCUUUAUUGACCUGGCGUCUUCAUUGAGACAGCAACAAACCCCAGUCUCUUUGGCCACAUCAAGUCCAACAAUUUUGGAUUCUGCUUCUCAAAGAAGACCUGAUCUCAAGAGCUGCCAAGCAGUACAUCCAGGUUUUAACCCAGGUUUGUCACCUCAACCCAUUACCAUGUCUUCAAAUUCAGCCGUUGCUUCACAAGUGCUCCUGCAACCUCAACCUUCCAACCUCACCUUGUUUAAUGCUGCAGCUGUCAAUCUUCAAGGCAAAGGCACCACACCUUUAACCCACAUUGGAUUUGUGUCACCCAAUCUGCAGUCUGCUAUGCUACACCACUUGUCACGACAGUCGCAGGAACAAUCUGGCUUGGCUCUGCAACAGAAUCACUUCAAUCAAGUUCUCUUGGGGAUGAACCCAACGGCCAAUCAGACCGUGCCCACCUUACAGCUUCCCCAUGGUGCCCUGUUGUCCAAUCAGCCCGUCUAUCAAGAUCCAAACCAAUCUUCCUCAAGUGGAACUCAUCCAUCACCAUUCUUACCUCGCUUCAGCUAAUUUUGUAAUAUUAACAGAUACACAGAAUUCCUUGUACAGAUUUUUCACAUUUCUACCUAUUUUAUACAUGAAUGCAAUGGCAUUGUGACUAUCAUAAAUGCAAAGGAACCUUUCCCUAAAAUAUAUAGGUAGAUUGUUAUAUUAUUGCUGUGUCAUAAAUGUUUGAGUGGGAAUCAUAGGUUUGCAUGUAUUUUAACUGCUAAAUUCCCAUCAGAUUCAUUUCCAAUCUCUCAUAAAGCAUCUGUACAUAAUUAAUCAAGCUAGUGUGUUUUAAGAAUUGCUAAAAUGAUUGCUUAAAGCAAAAUAAUCUCUUCAUAUCAAAACUUUUUUUCCAAUGCACCACACAACGUAAAUAUUACAGUUAGGUGUACUUGAAAAUGGAUAUAGUUUUCACUUUCUCCAUUUUGUUGUACACUUAAAAACACUUCAAUGGCAAACGUGGCAUACUAGUGCACAAAAAUAUACAAGGAAUAGCUUAAUAAACUAUUUCCUGAAAUUAAGGGUUACUUUUGUCAUUCAUGAAAUAAUUUGAAUUUUGACAGACAACUCACACUGAUGUUGCAAUUCAACAUCAGGUCAAAGGCUAACAUAAAGCGCAGUAGUCAUAGUUAAUAUAAUCAUUAUCAAAGAUAGUUGUUGAAUUUGCUUAAGUUUAAUAUUGAACACUGAAAGAAAUACUCAGCACAAUGUGAACACAAUUGUACCUUGCCGCACUUGAGAUUUUGUUUAAAAAAAAACCAUUAAUUUCUUUCUCUAAUAUGCUACCUGUAGCAAGAAAAUUUUGUGAGUUAUAUUCCAUGGAUGGGAAAUUUUUUGGGUUUUAUUGGAAAACAACUUGAUGGAGACUUCUGCAAACUAAUCUUUUUGAUUUUCUGUUGAAGAAACAGACAAGAAAGGAACCAUAUUUACUCUAGAGUUUAUUCCAUGUUGAGUCAUACAGAAGAGACCUGGAGUAGAUGGUUCAUUCAGAUAUAUUGAGUAAAUCCAAAUACCAAGACUUUAAAAGACAUAUCCCUGCUUGCAAAGUUCUUGGUUGGACUGGAGAUGGUUAAUUUUUGCAACAUUCUAUUCAGUGGAAUUCUUUUCUGCAUGAACCUAAUUGUGCCUUUCAAGAACAGAAUACAUGGUAGAAACACUUCUGAAUCAGUUUCUAUUUUAUUCUUUAAACCAUAAUUCAAAUUUACCAUAAAUAGUGUAAAUACACUUCUAGGCUCACAUUUAAUAUCUAGGUUUGUGAUUAUCCAAUGUGAAGGCACUAUCCUUGUUCUUUGGUGUCAAUAUUGAAAAUAACUUAUUUUUCCAAAUAUUUACUAAAAAUUCUUUAUGGGAAUAAACUUGAUACUAGCUUUAUAGCUGACUACUGUAAAUUUUUCCCAGCUUUUGAAUACAGCCAGCAAUUAGAGAAAACAGCUAGAAAAAUAAAAUAUUUGCACACAAAACA